CCCAGGCACUGUAGUCAGAGAAAGAGUCUUGUCAGGGAGGAGCGGUGAGGGCCACGGCAGGCGCACGACACCUCUUGUUUGUAGCCUCGCCUUCCUCCAGACUUCUCUAUCUCCUCUACAUCAUUAUUAUUUUCAUUAAGUACAACACGUACAGCGCUACCGCUCUCCUAUUACGUGACAGUCAAGCUAGCAAUCACUUAAGAGCAAAAUGCCGAUUAGCAAAUUCUCACGACCGUUUAUCAAUCCACGGCGUUUCUUCCGCUUUCUCUUGCGCGCUUACUCCACUAUUGUGCCAUCGAAGCGCGCUGCGAAAAAGGCCGGCAGGUCUAAGCAGCCCGAAGGAUCUGAAGUGAUUCAGGUAUUGAGAAACCUAUUACUUGCAACCGCGUUAGCAAUGUAGAAUACUAAUAAAACAUCCUCCAUCUAGUCUCCCCUCCUCGCCCUGCCUCCCGAGCUCAGAAAUAUGAUAUGGGCAUACGCCGUGAUACCCAACGAGGGGCACAUCUUAGCAGACAUCUGGGCCUUCCGUACCCAACCCAUUUCCGCCCUCUCGCCUACCUUCAUCCCCGCUAUCUGCCGCGCAAACCGCCAGAUACAGAGCGAGGCCUUCCCUCUCUUCCUCCCUCUCGCAAAGUUCCAUAUCACGAGCUGCGGCCGCAUUCCUUUCACGAAAUGGCUCGAGAGCUUCCCAGACUACGAAGGCUUCGCAGCCGUGCGCCACCUCAACUUCAGCUAUAUCUUCAAUGGGUUCUGGAAAUCGCAGCUCAGUCUCAUGCUGCAAUGUGCGGGUCUCCGGACUGUAGAGUUAACGAUUCCGCUGGAGCUAUGUUUGCUUCCGUCUAGACCAGCAGGGUCUACGUUUCCGAACCAGGGUGAGAACUUGAUCGGGGAGAAGCAAUUAGGCGGGCUUCUGGAGUGUGAGAAUUUGGAGUUGGUGGUACUGGAGUGCUUUGCGAUAUACCCUUCGGACCCGCAGAUAAGAGCGAUGCUGAAAGGAAGGGCGAUAGCGACGGCGGAGUGGUUGGAGGAGGGCUUUAGAAGACGGAGGAUGAAGACGUUCGUUUGUAGGACGGUUACGGUGAAGAUGCAUUAUGACGGGGCGUAUCAUACGGCUGGCAUUGGUUCUUAGAAGGGAGAACUUGAUGUCGUCGGAUGGAAGACGCAAAGGCACUAGAAAUGGCACAUGUCUUUAGCAUCAAAGAUAUGAAGGCUGUGAGGCAACCCUCUCUCGCACCGUCUUCUUCCAAAGCUCUAAAAUAAGACUUUGUACAUCUUCAUUACGUGUUUGAUGCAUCCAACUCGAGACAGUGUCUGAAACGUCCUGGCGGAUUUCAGACUACCAGAUACCGCUGUGUCGGAGUGAUAUUUCGCAUGCCUAUUCGGCUCUCACAGGUGGCACUGACCGAAACAGAACACAAACAUCUGAGCUUAUCAAAGUAGACAAGAUUACCAUUCAUCGAACAUCACGGUCCCUUCGGUGAGGCAAGAUUUGCCUACUUAUUUGUUAGACCGAUGUAUAGCGAUGAUGUUCGAACCUACGUAGACAGGACCGCCCGCCCAUCCCUCACCCUCCAAAACCUCUCCCUUCACCUAGCCCCAAUUCCAC
Molecule: messenger RNA, 1606 nt
Organism: Mytilinidion resinicola
Lineage: Eukaryota; Fungi; Ascomycota; Dothideomycetes; Mytilinidiales; Mytilinidiaceae
Exons: 1
Coding region: 464-1129 (221 amino acids)
Source: RefSeq, a predicted model, not a curated record